This is a messenger RNA of Salvelinus namaycush (lake trout), 2866 nucleotides long. RefSeq names its product multidrug resistance-associated protein 4-like. Gene Ontology annotation, biological process: transmembrane transport. Gene Ontology annotation, cellular component: plasma membrane. The transcript is spliced from 20 exons. NCBI's taxonomy places the organism in Eukaryota, Metazoa, Chordata, Actinopteri, Salmoniformes, Salmonidae. Bases 14 to 2866 code for a protein of 950 amino acids. Gene Ontology annotation, molecular function: ATP hydrolysis activity; ATP binding; ABC-type transporter activity. The record is from RefSeq and is a predicted model, not a curated record.
AAUCUCCAAGAUCAUGUCAAGCUCCUACCUGCGAGGCCUCAACAUGGUCUCUUUCUUUGCGGCCAGUAAGAUCAUAGUCUUCAUCACCUUCGCCGUCUACGUCCUCCUGGGGAACACCAUCUCAGCCAGCCGGGUGUUUGUGGCAGUGUCUCUGUAUGGUGCCAUCAAGAUCACAGUGACCCUCUUCUUCCCACAGGCCAUCGAGAAGGUGUUCGAGACCAUCAUCAGUAUCCGCAGGAUCAAGAAUUUCCUUCUGUUGGAUGAGAUUGAGAGACCCAACAUGAGAUUCACCUUGGAGGAAAAGAAAGACGCCUCUGUUGAGAUCAAGGACUUAAUUUGCUACUGGGACAAGUGUCUGGACGCCCCAUCUCUCCAGAACCUGUCACUCACAGUGAAGUCGGAGCAGCUCGUUGCUGUCAUUGGACCUGUGGGGUCUGGAAAGUCCUCUCUGCUCAGCGCCAUUCUGGGGGAGCUGCCUCACGACAAGGGCGUGUUGAGGGUCAAAGGUCAGCUGACCUACGCCUCCCAGCAGCCCUGGGUGUUCCCUGGAACCAUCCGCAGCAACAUCCUGUUUGGCAAAGAGCUCCAUCCUCAGAAGUAUGAGAAGGUCCUGAGAGCCUGCGCCCUCAAGAGGGACAUGGAGCUGCUGCCAGACGGGGACCUGACAGUGAUAGGGGACAGAGGAGCCACCCUCAGUGGGGGACAGAAAGCUAGAGUGAACCUGGCCCGGGCUGUGUACCAGGAUGCUGAUAUCUACCUGCUGGACGACCCUCUAAGUGCUGUGGAUGCUGAGGUCGGGAGACACCUGUUUGAACAGUGUAUCUGUGGUAUUCUGAAGAAUAAGCCCCGCAUCCUGGUCACCCACCAGUUGCAGUACCUCCAAGCAGCCAACCAGAUCCUCGUCCUCAAGGAGGGUCACGUGGUAGCGAGGGGGACAUACUCCGAGCUGCAGCACUCUGGGGUUGACUUCACCUCCCUGCUGAAGAGGGACGAGGAGGAGAAGCCACAAACCAACAACAAUCACUCAGUGGUCAAACACGCCUUUUCCCAGAACUCAAUUUCCUCCCGGAAUUCAUUGGUCUCCCAGACCUCCUCCAUGCACUCUGUUAAAGAUGGAGCUGAACAGCUUCCGGAGGAGCCUGUCCAGACAGUAGCAGAGGAGAGCCGAUCGGAGGGCAACAUCGGCGCCAGCCUAUACUUCAAGUACUUAAACGCAGGAGCCAGCAUCCUGGUUAUGCUGGGCACAGUCCUCCUCAGUCUCAUCGCGGAGGUAGCGUAUGUUCUUCAGGAUUGGUGGCUAGCCUAUUGGGCAGGAGAGCAGGAGAAACUCAAUAUUAACAGCACUGUGAUUGUCCACAACGGCCUCAACAUCACUCAAGAAUUGGACCUCAGUUUCUACAUGGGUAUUUAUGCAGGUUUGACUCUGGCCUCAGUCAUCUUUGGCUUUGCCAGGAGUCUGGUGAUGUUCAAUGUGCUGGUGAAAGCUGCUCAGUCUCUGCACAACCGCAUGUUCAACUCUAUCCUCCGGACACCUGUACGCUUCUUUGACAUCAACCCAAUUGGAAGAAUUCUCAACAGGUUCUCUAAGGACAUCAGCCAGCUGGAUUCCAUGUUACCUAAUACCUUUGUUGACUUCAGUCAGUCGAUCCUGCAGAAUAUCGGCGUAGUGGUGGUGGCAGCCUCAGUCAUGCCCUGGAUCCUCAUUCCUGUGGUUCCUCUACUCAUCGUCUUCCUGUUCCUGAGGCGCUACUUCCUGCAGACGUCACGGGACGUCAAACGCCUGGAGUCCACCACUCGGAGUCCCGUCUUCUCCCACUUGUCCUCAUCCCUCCAAGGUCUGUGGACGAUCCGAGCCUUCAGAGCCGAGGAGAGAUUCCAGAACACCUUUGACGCUCAUCAGGAUCUGCACACAGAGUCCUGGUUCCUGUUCCUGGUCACCUCUCGCUGGUUCGCUCUCCGACUGGAUGGAAUCUGCGCGGCCUUUGUCACUGUCACCGCCUUCGGCUGCCUCUUCCUCAGAGAUGGGCUGGAGGCGGGAGCUGUGGGUUUGGUGUUGUCCUACGCUGUCACCCUUCUUGGGAACUUCCAAUGGACCAUUCGUCAGAGUGCAGAGAUGGAGAACAUGAUGACGUCAGUGGAGAGGGUGGUGGAGUACACAGAGCUGGAGAGUGAAGCACCCUGGGAAACCCAGAAGCGUCCUCCCCCUGAGUGGCCGAGCCAAGGCCUAAUCACCUUUGACUGGGUGAACUUCUCCUACAGCUCAGAUGGACCUGUGGUCCUAAAGGACAUUAAGGCCAUGUUCAGGCCCAAAGAGAAGGUUGGCAUCGUGGGCAGGACAGGUGCGGGGAAAAGCUCCCUGGCAUCGGCUCUCUUCCGCCUGGCAGAGCCAGAGGGCAGGAUCUACAUCGAUGGAGUUCUGACCUCUGAGAUCGGCCUUCAUGACCUGCGCCAGAAGAUGUCCAUCAUACCUCAGGACCCAGUGCUUUUCACCGGCACCAUGAGGAAGAACCUGGACCCUUUCCACCAGCAUACAGACGAGGACCUGUGGAACGCUCUCCAAGAGGUCCAGCUGAAGUCUGCGGUGGAGGAGCUGCCCAAUAAGAUGGAGACGGUUCUUGCCGAGUCGGGCUCCAACUUCAGUGUGGGUCAGAGGCAGCUGGUCUGUCUGGCUCGAGCCAUCCUGAGGAAGAACCGCAUCCUCAUCAUCGACGAGGCCACGGCCAACGUGGACCCCAGAACAGACGAGCUGAUCCAGAAGACAAUACGAGACAAAUUCAGGGAGUGCACUGUGCUCACAAUCGCCCACCGCCUCAACACCAUCAUAGACAGUGACCGCAUUCUGGUGAGAGCUCUUCCCAUCAAAUAG